Messenger RNA from Pipistrellus kuhlii (Kuhl's pipistrelle), 1525 nucleotides. RefSeq names its product complement C1q like 4 (gene C1QL4). The record is from RefSeq and is a predicted model, not a curated record. Lineage: Eukaryota; Metazoa; Chordata; Mammalia; Chiroptera; Vespertilionidae. Gene Ontology annotation, molecular function: protein binding. The coding region runs from base 268 to 984 and encodes 238 amino acids. The transcript is spliced from 2 exons.
CGGGACCUUCGCCUGCCUCGCCGGAAGGUUUGGGGAGCCGCACCGCGGAGGCGGGAGCCCGCAGGGGCGGGAGGGGGGCUUCGGGUGCAGCUGCCAGGGGGUCCCGACCCAGGCGCGAGCCCGGCCACCGGCCGGUUCGGGGGCCCUCCAAGAGCUCCGAGCCUCUCCGACGCCAUUGCGCCCAAGAGCGAGGAGGACCUGCUGGCCCUGGCGGCGUCGCGUCUGAGCCGCCGCAAGCGGGUGGCGGGCGCGGCCGUCGGGGUGGCCAUGGUGCUGCUGCUGCUGGUGGCCAUCCCGCUGCUGGUGCACAGCUCCCGCGGGCCAGCGCACUACGAGAUGCUGGGUCGCUGUCGCAUGGUGUGCGACCCGCACGGGGCUCGGGGCCCGGGACCCGACGGCGCGCCGGUCUCCGCGCCCCCCUUCCCGCCGGGCUCCAAGGGAGAGGUGGGCCGGCGGGGGAGGGCGGGUCUUCGAGGGCCCCCGGGGCCACCAGGGCCCAGAGGGCCUCCGGGAGAGCCGGGCAGGCCAGGCCCCCCAGGCCCCCCUGGCCCAGGCCCCGGCGGGGUGGCGCUCCCUGCCGGCUACGUGCCUCGCAUCGCCUUCUACGCGGGCCUGCGGCGGCCCCACGAGGGCUACGAGGUGCUGCGCUUCGACGACGUGGUGACCAACGUGGGCAAUGCUUACGAGGCGGCCAGCGGCAAGUUCACCUGCCCCAUGCCCGGCGUCUACUUCUUCGCGUACCAUGUGCUCAUGCGCGGCGGCGACGGCACCAGCAUGUGGGCAGACCUGAUGAAAAACGGGCAGGUCCGGGCCAGCGCCAUUGCCCAGGACGCAGACCAGAACUACGACUACGCCAGCAACAGCGUCAUCCUGCACCUGGACGUGGGCGACGAAGUCUUCAUCAAGCUGGACGGCGGGAAGGUGCACGGCGGGAACACCAACAAGUACAGCACUUUCUCUGGCUUCAUCAUCUACCCGGACUGAGCCGGCCCCCUCCUCUACCCCCUCGCUCGCCCUUUUCUCCUCUUCCCUCCUCGCCCACCUUCAGUUGGCCCCACCCACAGUGCCACCCAUCCUUUGAGAGCCUGGCUGUGGGGUGGACCUGCCUGCUCCCGGAGGAGGCCUUGCUGGGCAGUCUCUCUCGGUGCUUCCAGGACUUAGUGGCUGGGGAGCGGACCACCGCAUCCUGCGGAAGCGGGUCUGAGGAGGGAGGGCGGAGGCUGUGGCCCUCUCUCCCGCUGGGAGCUGGGGAACAGCCUCAUAGCCAGACCUGGCAUUGUAGGAGGGGGAACAGAGAUAGAAGUUCAUCGAGGUGGGAGAUGUUGGGACUGGGUAGGCACUGGUCCUCUGUCAUGAAACCUCUCUGGCCAUCCCCCCUUUCUCAGGCUCCAGGCUCCUGCCUUGGCAGCCUUUUUGUGAACGGGAGGAACCAGUGAGUUCUUUCCUCGCAUUUAAAGUCCAUUCUGUACAGUCCCCAUGUCACCUCCAUCUGGGCUGCUGUUGCCUCUUCCAAUAAAGUGACAUU